Molecule: messenger RNA, 1189 nt
Organism: Protopterus annectens (West African lungfish)
Lineage: Eukaryota; Metazoa; Chordata; Ceratodontiformes; Protopteridae
Product: zinc-binding protein A33-like
Exons: 6
Coding region: 239-1189 (316 amino acids)
Biological process (GO): regulation of DNA-templated transcription
Molecular function (GO): zinc ion binding
Source: RefSeq, a predicted model, not a curated record
CUGUGCUCUGAAAAUGAAACUAAGAAGGACAAAACUGCAAUUAUCACGGCUUGCCAUAUGCAGAAUGGAGUCUAUAAAUGUGCAUUUAUUUGCCUGAAAGUUCAGUGAGUCUGGAUUUUAACACUAGUCCUGUAGUCUGUGUUUUAACAGGAUUAAAACAACAACAACAUUGAUCUCUCAUGAAUUUAGACAGGAAUCUGAUAUGGACGGCUGCACAGUGAACUAACAGCUAACAGAUAUGGUUCGAAAGUCACGGAGAGUGAAGCUGGAACACACAAGGCAAGGAAAAAAAAGCAGAGAGAAAGCAGAGUUGCAAAAUUUGUAUGCCACGUAUGGGAGACCAGAACAGCGCUGCGAGGAGCACAGAUGGAAACUGGAAUUGUUCUGCCAGGAGGAUGAGGCCUUUAUCUGUACCCUGUGUGUUCCCAGGCAUUCCAGCCACAAUUUGGCAUUUUUACACGAGGUAGUCAAUGUGUAUAAGGACAACAUGAAAACACCUUUAACAACCUUAGAAUCCAAAGCAGAAGAUUUAAAAUAUGUGCAAAACCAUCAGGAAAAGGAAACCCUAAGUAUACAAGAGGAUACAUUUAAUUUGGAACUACACAUUAGUCAAAAAUAUGCAAAACUGCAUCAGUGUCUCAAAGACAUGGAACAGAAACUGAUCCAGCAAUUUAAGGAAGAAAGAGCAAACAUUCUAAAAGAAACUGAAGGAAGUCUUCAGAGUGUUAAACACGAUAUUUCCUUCCCUGUGGUAGUGUCUGGUACCUUGGAGCUCGGGAAUAAGGAAACAAAAGCAGUGACUAUGAAAAAAGUACGAAAUUUUGAAUCCACUGAAAAAGAUUUUAUAGCCACUCAGAAGACUCGUGAGAGUAACUUGGAGCUCAGGCAGCAGGAGUCUGUUCAUAUACUAACCGUCCCAGAAACCUUUGAGGAUGUUGCUGUUGCUUUCUCAGAAGAGGAGUGGAAGUUAUUAAGGAAACAAGAUAAGGAGCUUCACAGGGAAGUGAUGAUACAGAACUACGAAACCUUGGUAUCAGUAGGAUACAAAAUUCCCCAGAAGAAGUUAUUACGACUAUUCAAAGCAGAUGAUGAAUUGCCAAAGGAUGUUUUAAGGAGACUAGGUACAACAGAACAGAAGGAUAAUCUUGGAGGUAACUUCCACAAUAGGAUUAAAGGUUCUGUUCCUUGA